AUGAGCAGCGCGGCAGCACGCGGAAUUAUGAGCCGAAUGGGUGGCGGAUGUUGUCCGCAUCACGCGCAUCCCUCAACUUCGCCAUUUCGUUUGGCAAAAUUGCAUGGAAAUCAAGGUUAGCUUCUUUUUUUUUGAAGAAAAAUGUUUUAUUGUGAUAUUUUUCAGGUAAUACCGAUUAUGCUUUCGAGAUGGUUUGUUCGACUUUGAGAUUUGGAAAAGGUGUCACUUUGGAGGUUAGUGAGUCCGAAAGAACUGGAAAAAUGGCCUAGAAAACCGAAAAUAUAGUUUUUACGGCCUAGAAAUCCAAAAAUAAUAGAAACCAAAAAUAUGCUUUUGGUGGCCUAGAAAACGAAAAAUGUGUUUCUGGUGGCCUAGAAAUCCAAAAAUUUGCAUCUGGUGGCCUAGAAAUCCAAAAGCAUGGCCUAGGAAACGAAAAUGUUACUUCUGGUGGCCUAGAAAUCCAAAAAUGUGCUUCUGGUGGCCUAGAAAACCAAAACCACAAUUUUGAUGGCCUAGAAAUCCAUAAAUUUGCUUCUGGUGGUCCAGAAAACCAAAAAAUGCUUCUGGUGGCUUAGAAAACGUAAAAUAUAGUUUUUAUGGCCUAGACAACCAAAAGCAUGGCCUAGGAAACCAAAAAAUGCUUCUGGUGGCCUAGAAAACCGAAAAUAUGCUCCUGGUGGCCUAGAAAUCCAAAAAUGUGCUUCUGGUGGCCUAGGAAACCGAAAAUAUGCUUAUGGUGGCCUAGAAAUCCAAAAAUGUGCUUCUGGUGGCCUAGAAAACGAAGAAUAUGCUUAUGAUGGCCUAGAAAUCCAAAAUCAUGGCCUAAGAAACCAAAAAUAUGCUUCUGGUGGCCUAGAAAACCAAAAACAUGGCCUAGAAAUCCAACGAUUUGCUUCUGGUGGCCUAGAAAACGAAGAAUAUGCUUCUGGUGGCCUAGAAAUCCAAAAAUGAUCUUCUGGUGGCCUAGAAAACCAAAAAUUUGCUUCUGGUGGCCUAGAAAACCACGCCCGCUCCGAAAUCCUAAAUUUUCCAGAUCGGUCACGACAUUCGUCAACUCGGCGCCAAAAAAACCCUCCUCCUAACCGAUAAAAACGUUCAAAAAACGAUCGCCUUCCAAAACACCGAACUCGCCUUGCAAAAAGUCAACGCCGACUACGAAGUCUACGAUAAUGUGCUCAUUGAGCCAACCGACAAAUCAAUGCAACACGCGAUUUCCUACGCAAAAUCCAAAAAUUUCGAUAGUUUCAUUGCGGUCGGCGGAGGAAGUGUGAUUGACACAACAAAAGCAGCGGCGCUCUAUGCGUCGAAUCCCGAAGCGGAUUUUUUGGAUUUCGUGGGACCGCCCUUUGGAAAAUCUCUUCAACCAAAGAAUCCGAUGCUUCCGCUGAUUGCGGUUCCAACAACUGCUGGAACUGGAUCGGAAACUACCGGAGCUGCUAUUAUGGAUCUACCAGAGCAUAAAUGCAAGACUGGUAUUCGAUUGAGGUGAGUUUCAGAUGGCCUAGGAAUCCAAAUCUCUUCCAUUUUUCUAGAUGCAUUAAGCCAUAUCUGGCAAUUGUGGACCCAUUAAACGUGAUGAGUAUGCCACGAAAUGUCGCAAUUUAUUCUGGAUUCGACGUCUUAUGCCACGCUUUAGAAUCGUUCACCGCAUUGCCAUAUCAUCAAAGAUCGCCACGUCCAGCAAAUCCACAAAUUCGACCGGUUUAUCAGGGUUCAAAUCCGAUUAGUGAUGUUUGGAGUAAAGAAGCGUUGAGGGUAAGGUUUACGUGGAUGGGAUUUUCUAAAUUUUUCUGGAAAAAAUCGUCAAACCUCCUAAAUUUUUGGGUGAAAAGGGCAAUCGCGCUCUACUGCGAAUUUAGGCGCUGGGGAAUUUAAAAAAAAUAAAUAUAGGAGGCUACUGAAAAUCCUGAAACUAUAUCAUGUUGGGUGUCUAAAAUCGUCAAACUUUGUGGGAAAUCUGAAAAUGACAUCAAAAACUUCUAGAACUCCCCGGCUGAAAGUUCUGGAAGGGGUUUGAAUGUCAUUUUCAGAUUUCCCACGAAGUUUGACGAUUUUAGACACCCAACAUGAUAUAGUUCAGAAUUUUCAGUAGCCUCCUCUAUUUAUUUUUGAAAAAAAUUCCCCAACGCUAAAGUUUGCAGUAGAGCGCGAUUGCCUAUUUCCAUCCUAAAUCCAAAUUUCUUGCAGAUAAUCGGAAAAUAUUUCCGUCGCUCAGUCUUCGAUCCAACCGACGAAGAAGCGCGCACCGAAAUGCUCAAAGCCAGCUCAUUUGCCGGAAUCGGAUUCGGAAACGCCGGAGUUCAUCUAUGUCACGGAUUGUCGUAUCCAAUCAGUUCGCAAGCUAAGAAAUGUGUGGCUCAUGACUAUCCGCAGGUUAGAAUUAUAUAGCAAAAUGCGUGAAAAUUCCCCAAAAACCCUUUAAAAUUCAGGACAAAAAACUGAUUCCACACGGUCUGUCAGUGAUGACAACUGCUGUCGCCGAUUUCGAAUUUACCACUGAAGCUUGUCCCGAUCGACAUCUAAUCGCUGCUCAACAAUUAGGAGCAAAUAUUCCCGAAAAUUCAUCGAAUGAAUACAUUUCGAAAACACUUUGUGAUCAAUUGAGAAGUUUUAUGAAAGAUUUUGGAGUUCCGAAUGGACUUAAAGGAAUGGGAUUCGAAUUUAGUGAUAUUGGUGAGGGUUUUGGGGAGGGUUUAUGCUGGAAAUCAUGAUUUUCAGCGCGAAAAUUUCAGCAAAAAAAUGAUUUUUUUUGUAUUGCAAUUGUGAAUUAAAGGUGUGGUUCGACAAGUCUCAAAAAAACGCUCUGCAAAAAUAUGCGGUUUGUGAUGUUUGGAAGUACGCAAAGGCAUCAAACAUGACGACAAUUUUUUUCUUUUCCCCCUCUCAAUGUUUCAACAGAAAAAAAACGUCUCUCGUGUUUUUUUUAUUUUUUAUUUGUUUUUUCAAAAAAUUCAAAAUUUCAGCUCUUUUAAAUGGAAACGAAAUUGAAGAACACGCGCGGAGAAUGUGAAUUUGACCCAACACUGGAGGAGAUGGAAAAGCACCGUAGAUUGAUGAACGAACGAGAGAUUGAAGAUUCUAAAAAAUGCCUGAAAAAGUUGUUUAAAGAAUACGAGGCAACAUGUUUAUGUGGUAAAUGUAAUAAUUUGGAUGACAUGGAAUAUUGCUGCGCGAGUAUAUUCCCAUCAAAUGUGAAAUUUCAAGCGAACAUAGGAAAAUUGGUGUCGGAAAAACUCGAAGAGAAAUUUUGGAAGGGUGAACACAACAGAUGUAUUGUUGAUUGUGAUAAUUUCGAAAAAUAUUUGGACGAGGAAGUGGGUUCUGUACAGGAAAACAAUGAAUUAAUGUAUUAUUUCAGACUUUGAAAGUGUUCAAAACUGGAUAUAAGUUUGGAUUGGGAAUUGAUGAUAAUUCUUGGAAACCAACGUGAGUCAAUCUAGUUUUUUUCUAAAAUUCAUAAGAGUUUAUUAUAGGAAUUACCGAUUUUACUCAUAUUCAAUGUUUGUUGCGGAUCUCAACUUGAAACUGAAAAAGAAAAGGUUGCCAUUGCCUGCUUGCAUCAUCAAAAGAGUUCGAGAAAAAUGGCCAUCCUCCAGCUACACCGGUUUUUUAUCUGGUUUCACUUUUAAUUAUGAGAAUGAUUGUGAUUGA
This is a messenger RNA of Caenorhabditis angaria, 3651 nucleotides long. NCBI's taxonomy places the organism in Eukaryota, Metazoa, Nematoda, Chromadorea, Rhabditida, Rhabditidae. The record is from the annotation of a GenBank genome assembly.